Ochotona curzoniae (black-lipped pika) is the source of this 1987-nucleotide messenger RNA. RefSeq names its product glutamate-ammonia ligase (gene GLUL). The coding region runs from base 158 to 1279 and encodes 373 amino acids. Gene Ontology annotation, cellular component: cytoplasm. Gene Ontology annotation, molecular function: glutamine synthetase activity. The record is from RefSeq and is a predicted model, not a curated record. NCBI's taxonomy places the organism in Eukaryota, Metazoa, Chordata, Mammalia, Lagomorpha, Ochotonidae. The transcript is spliced from 7 exons.
GAUCCGGGAACCUCGGGAGUCGGGCGCCUCACGGGAGCCGGUCCGAUCCGAUCCGAUCCGACCCGACCCGACCCGAGCCGACCCGAGCCGAGGCGAGCAGAGCCGAUCCGAUCCGAUCCGAGCGUCGCGCCCCUCGCCGACCAGGACGCCAUCUACCAUGACCACCUCGGCAAGUUCCCACCUCAACAAAGGCAUCAAGCAGGUGUACAUGGGCCUGCCGCAGGGGGAGAAGGUGCAGGCCAUGUACAUCUGGAUCGACGGCACCGGGGAGGGGCUGCGCUGCAAGACCCGCACGCUGGACAGCGAGCCCAAGUGUGUGGAAGAGCUCCCUGAGUGGAACUUUGAUGGGUCCAGCACCUUCCAGUCAGAAGGCUCCAACAGCGACAUGUAUCUCAUCCCUGCCGCCAUGUUCCGUGACCCCUUCCGCAAGGACCCCAACAAGCUGGUGUUUUGCGAGGUCCUCAAGUACAACCGGAAGCCUGCAGAGAGCAACCUGCGGUAUACCUGCAAGCACAUCAUGGACAUGGUCAGCAGCCAGCACCCGUGGUUUGGAAUGGAGCAGGAGUACACGCUCAUGGGCACCGACGGGCACCCCUUCGGCUGGCCUUCUAAUGGCUUCCCCGGGCCACAAGGUCCCUACUACUGUGGCGUGGGCGCCGACAAGGCCUACGGCCGAGACAUCGUGGAGGCGCACUACCGGGCCUGCCUCUACGCGGGCAUCAAGAUCGCGGGCACCAACGCCGAGGUCAUGCCAGCCCAGUGGGAGUUCCAGAUCGGGCCUUGUGAAGGCAUCCACAUGGGGGACCACCUCUGGGUGGCCCGCUUCAUCCUGCACCGCGUGUGUGAGGACUUCGGGGUGAUAGCGACCUUCGACCCCAAGCCGAUCCCUGGCAACUGGAACGGCGCGGGCUGCCACACCAACUUCAGCACCAAGGCCAUGCGCGAGGAGAACGGGCUCAAGCACAUCGAGGAGGCCAUUGAGAAGCUGAGCCGGCGGCACCAGUACCACAUCCGUGCCUAUGACCCCAAGGGAGGCCUGGACAACGCACGCCGCCUCACCGGCUUCCACGAGACCUCCAACAUCAACGACUUCUCGGCUGGGGUGGCUAACCGCAGCGCCAGCAUCCGCAUCCCGAGGGCUGUGGGCCAGGAACGUCGGGGCUAUUUCGAGGACCGCCGACCCUCAGCCAACUGCGACCCAUUUGCCGUCACCGAGGCGCUGGUGCGCACCUGCCUGCUCAAUGAGACGGGCGACGAGCCCUUCCAAUACAAGAACUGAGCGCGCCCCUGGCCGCCUGCUGUAGCCCUGUGCAAUAGCACCUGUGCUGCUCCUCAGCCCGCCUGCCUGUUUGCCGUCUUUGGCCAGGAGCCAGGGGGUGGGGCCUGCCCGUACCUGCCCCCUCUCCUGAGCCAGUCUCCCAGUGCCUUCGUUCGGGGUUGGGGUCCCUGCCUCGGGAGCUGGGGGUGGGUCGUGACCGAGGCCCCUCCGAGGUAGAGGUGUCCCCUUCUCAAAUGGCUCUGCCACCUCUGUGGAGAAAAGCCAAGUAAUGUUUUUAUAUUUAAAUGCAGGAGGACAGGGGUGUGGUGGGUUUAUCCAGGGAGAGCUGUCCUAGGCAGGCCGGGGCCUGGAGGGGAUAUGGGAUGUGGGCGGCAGUGGGGACAGGCAUCCCCUACCAGGGUGUGCCUCACAUCCCCCUGGUGUGUCCCUCAGGGCCCUGGCCAUUCCUGAAGUGGGCCUUUUGAUACAUUGGAUUUUCUACAGCAGAGCCAGGUUAGGUUUGAAUUGGUGGCGGCCCAUGGCCGUGGGCGGUGCCCGAGUGCGGCCCCUCCCCCACGGUGUUGUGCUGGCCGCAGUGCCGGCUGCAGCUUCCUCUGGGUGACGUCUCCUGAUUACCACGUACAGCAUGUUCAGCCUCAGAUAACUUCUCGUUGUAAACAAACUAACUGCCCGGAGCAGCGCUUAUAAACCAACCUAACGUUCACCGGC